GUGGUACCUGAACGCAGCACUUUUGGCAGCGUCUGAGUGCCUGCAGCAGUGGUCACAGUCAGCAGCGUCUUCAAACGGACUGCAAGUUAAAAAUGCCUGUAGAUUUGAGCCAGUGGACCGGUCCUCUUGCCCUGCAGGAGGUCGAGGAGAAGCCAGCUCAGACCCUGACCAUUAAAUACGGCUCUGUGGAAAUCGACGAGCUCGGCAAAGUGCUCACGCCAACACAGGUGCAGAAUCGACCCACCUGCAUCGAGUGGGAAGGAUGUGACUCCAGCAAGAUGUACACUCUGGCCCUGACCGACCCUGACGCUCCCAGUAGGAAAAACCCUAAAUUCAGGGAGUGGCACCACUUUCUGGUGGUCAACAUGAAGGGGAGUGAUGUGUCCUCUGGCUGUGUCAUGUCGGACUAUGUGGGCUCUGGUCCUCCCAAGGACACAGGUCUGCACAGGUAUGUGUGGCUGGUGUACGAGCAGCCAGGCAGCCUGUCCUGCUCCGAGCCUGUCCUCACCAACCGCUCUGGAGACGGCCGCGGCAAGUUCAAGAUCCAGAGCUUCAGGCAGAAAUAUAACCUGGGAGCCCCAGUGGCGGGAACCUGCUACCAGGCAGAGUGGGACGACUACGUCCCCAAACUGUACGAGCAGCUGGCCGGAAAGUAAAUUAAGACUUGACUCUAGAGAGCUCUGCACUAGGAAUUCCCAUGGAGGCUGAUGGUCUGUAGGAAAUUCCCAUUCUUGCAAAAAACCCCAACAGAAUCAAAGCAUUUGUUUUGUGUGUGUGUGCCACUAAAAACUAUUUUCUUUUCCCACUGCUGCCUACUCAUGCUGUGACAAAAAUAACAUCUCCUCUCAGUGAUGUCAUCUACACUCAUCUGCAAUAAAUGGUGUUAAACACUGAAA
Molecule: messenger RNA, 896 nt
Organism: Lates calcarifer (barramundi perch)
Lineage: Eukaryota; Metazoa; Chordata; Actinopteri; Centropomidae
Gene: pebp1
Product: phosphatidylethanolamine binding protein 1
Biological process (GO): negative regulation of MAPK cascade
Source: RefSeq, a predicted model, not a curated record